CUUCUGUCCAUUUUCUAUGCAAUUCAAGUUAGCAAACGAAGGCAGAGUCCGCAUUGCUUUUUUGAACAAAUGGAUUGAAUUAUUAUUGAAAGAAAUCCCAAUCGUCACAACAUGAACAUGAUAGGUCGUCUAGCUAGUUUUUCCAUGCAUGUAAGAAGUCGCCAUUGACGAAGACCUUAAAGAACAACUAGCCAAUUCUAUAAAACAUAUCAUUUCAUUCAUUUGGUUUUUCCAUAUACCAAAUACAAGUUUUUCAUAGGUGAUCAUAUCUUGAUUUCAACAAUGAGUGGCAGCAGCAACAAGUAUCAAGAUUCAGACGGAGUAUAUCCCCCACCACCUACUUCACGUCCACGAAAGAAGGAGGUGCGUCCUCCUCCUCCUCCUCCGGUACCGUCUUUUCCACCACCAGUGCAAGGGUACUAUGAAGCCGGUCCUUAUGUGGCACCACCUCGAGUUAGUGACCCUAUGAACUAUGGUCCUCAACACCUCCAACAGCCUCCUCCUCCUCCUCUUCCAGAAAGAACGAGGGAUGAUGAAUUUUGCACAGGAUGUUGCUGCUGCCUCUAGGACGUGUGCUUUGAAGGACUAUGAAUGAUUCUCUGUAAAAUUUGUAGCUUAUAAUUGUUUCCCUUGUCUUUCUUGUUGGAAAAUAAUAAUUAUUUUCGCUCUUUUUAUGUCACUGUACGUACUACGUUUAACAUUUAAUCACGUUGCUCUUUAAUUAA
Populus nigra (black poplar) is the source of this 725-nucleotide messenger RNA. Its product is annotated as leucine-rich repeat extensin-like protein 3. The record is from RefSeq and is a predicted model, not a curated record. Bases 283 to 567 code for a protein of 94 amino acids. Lineage: Eukaryota; Viridiplantae; Streptophyta; Magnoliopsida; Malpighiales; Salicaceae. The transcript is spliced from 3 exons.